AUGACAUCUCUUUUAGCUAAAGAUUAAUAGGAUAGCAAUAAUGAGUAAAAUAAUGAGGCAUCAUAGCAUUUUAAAUUUAAAAAUAUUCAGAUAGAUAGGCAAUAUACUGAGGAUGAAGUAGUAAUUAGGCACCAAUCAAAUUGUAGCUAAACCUAAAUACCUAUUUCUUUAACUCCAAUAGUUAAAUAAAUGAACUUUUUUAGAAAGAUUUAAAUAAACGAAGAAACUUUUAAUGAAAGCGCUUACUUCAUUAGCACUUGCCAAUAAGCUGACGCAUUCAAAGUCAAUAGCAAAAAAGUUUCAAAAAGAUGCUUAAGUCCUCAAGAAAAACUGAAAUAGGUUCUUUAUGAGACAUCUUCAAAUAGCUAGUUUAAGGAAUAAUCAAUUAAAAAAUAUACUCGUAGAAAAAGCUGUUAAGGAGGGAUAUUUGGCGAGCCUUCAUCUUAAAUUAUUAUAAGAGAAAAAUAGUUUCCUUUGGGAAUAAUAGUAUAGCACAUAGUUACAAUCAUUGAUGAGAAUGAAAAGAGGAGAUUAUAAAAGGAAUAGAAUGCUUUAAAAUAGCAAAAAAAAUCAAAUCCAAAUAUUAAAGCAUCAAAAAAUCCUUCCUUUAAGCAAUAUUCUGGAAAAUCUAUAUUUAAUUCUCAGACUAGUGGCACAAAUUUACAAUUUACAUCAUUUUAGAAUAAUUAAUACCAUCAAUAGUAAAACUUUCAAACUUUAUAAUAGUAAAGCAGUUUAUUACCAAAAUUCAGCUUUUUUGGCGCAGAUCUUCAUGAUAGAAAAAGCAUAAAUUUAAACCAAAUAAAUGUUUUCUCUCCUAAAUCGCCAAACAAUUUUAAUAAAGUAAACAAUAGUAGUGAAUUCGUAAAUUCAUCAUAACCCUUACAAUAAUAGCCACAGCCUAUUUAAAUGUACUAAGGCAACGAAAGUUUAUAAGAAAUUAAUAAAAUCCAAUAAAACUCUCGGUGCUAAGAAGACGUGAGUGAACCAAUUUAAAUUAGCAAAUUAGAAUUUGAUACAUUAAAUUAGCUUAAAUCAGAACCAGAAAAAAUGAAUAAUUAAAGCCUUUGUGAUGAAGAUGAUCAAUAGUAAACUUAAAAUGGCAAGACAAAAAGGUAAAAUUUAUAACAACAAGGAAGCGGCUAAAAAUAUAAUGGAUAGGAAAGCCUUUCGUCUCAUUCUAGUGUAGAUUUAGAUGAUAAUGAUGAGGGCUAACUACGUGAAAGUUAAAAGCGUGCUAACAAUAACUAAUAAACAAAUUACAAAAAAAAUAUGAUUGAAAGAUUUUCUUUUUCAAAAGAUUCAAAUAGAGAAUUAAACAAAACUAAUUCAAUUAAUGAAUUUAAAAAUAUUGGAAAUAACUAAUAAUUGAAUAUCAAUUUUGGAAGCAACUCCAAAAGAUUCAGUGUUGUUAAUACAAUAGCUCCUACUUUACAGUAGUAAGUUUUAUAAAGAUAGCAUUCUAAAAUGCAUGGUUAAGCUUAAAAUGACCAACUCUAAGCUUUUAUGAGCAAAUACGGUGAAUGCUAAGCAAAAAAAGGUAGCUUUUUAAUUACCAAUGUUAAGAAAAUAUAAGAAAGCAAAUAAUUGUAAGAUGUUUUACAAGAAUAUUUAGAGCCAGGAUCUACUGAUAAUCUAAACUAUAGUCCUAGUAAUCCUACUAAUAGAACUGAAAAUUUGAAAAAAGCUCUUAUUAGCGCUACAAAUAUGAUUACCCUAUAAAAUAAGGUAAAAGGUAACAAAUCUUUCCUUAUAAACUAUUACAAAUUAAUUGGCAAAUUAACUAUUGAUACUAAUAUAUAAUAUUUAUCAUAAUUUGCUGAUGAUAUUUUAGCUACUCCAGUAGACAGGCAUAAGUAGAAAACCUUAAUAAUUCGUGCUCCAAAAAAAAGAAAAGUUUACAUUUAUAACACACCGGAAGACAAAGUAAAGCUCAUAAGUUAAUUAGAUAAGCUACAUUUAAACUAAAAAGUUUAAAAGUACAUACAUGAGAAAUAAUGUAAUGAUUCCAAUUAAAAUACAUCUAAAAGCACUACAACUGGGAGAGAAAGGGCUUAAACUAGCUUUAAGUCGUAUUUUUUUUAAGAUAAAGAUUCUGAAAUUAUUCAUAAUAAAGUGAAAUAUACCCCAGAAUUAAAACCUAAUAAACCAGAAAUAAAACACUAUAGCCCUAUAAUAAAACCUUAUAGCCCAACUAAUAACUGUAAAUUCUUAUUGAGAGAUGUAUUUAGCCCAACAAACUAGCAGCAUUCUUAUUAGUAGGAUAACACAUCCAAAAAUAGAAGCAAAAGUCAAAAGAGUAGCAAAAUGGGAGAUUGUAGUCUUAAAAAGCUAUUAAAUCCUGAUGAUUUCCAUUAUCAUGACUCUUCUUCAAAAAAUUCUUCAGGUAAAAAUUUCUUUAGUCUCAGUCAAAAAAAUAGUUUGGCCUUCCUAGAUAGAGUUUCUAAUAAUGCAAGCAGCAAUUCCAUGUAUUUUACAAAAGCUCCCUUACACCCGUAUUUAGGAUCUUUAACUCCAAAAUGUUAAAAUAAUCCUAAAGAAUCAUUACUUUUAACUUCUCCUAGAAAUAAUAUAAAAAAAUAUUAAAAUAUAAACUAAAAUAAUUUGGAAUAAAAUCCAAUACUAAAUAGUUUAAAUAAAUAACAUAAAAAAAACAUCUAAACUCUUUAAAAUAGUUGA
Molecule: messenger RNA, 2679 nt
Organism: Tetrahymena thermophila SB210
Lineage: Eukaryota; Ciliophora; Oligohymenophorea; Hymenostomatida; Tetrahymenidae
Exons: 4
Source: RefSeq, a predicted model, not a curated record